AUGAGUGUACUAAAACGAUGCCAAGUGGUGCUUCCAUCUCAAGAUGUGUUGACAGUAUGGGUUGACGAGAAAAAUACAGUUGAGAGACUUCUUAGAUUGCUUUUGAAAAAAAACAAAAAUCUUUUAAAAGAAGCAACAUGUCAAUAUGAAAUUAAGGAAGAAGAAUGGACAAUUGUUAGUGUAUCUCGAAAAUCCGAUGAGAAAGGUGCAUUUCUGUUAGAAUUAGGAAAAAAACUGAAUUUUUGGGAAUCUUUGCUUGAAACAUAUUCUUUUUUUGAAUCAGAAGUGAACAAAGAACCUCACGAUAAGAUAGAAGCGUUUUCAACGGAUACAGGGCCUUUGUGCCUAAUGCUUGUUCAUAGACCGUCAAUAGUUAAUUUAAGAUUUGUUGAUUUGCCUUUUAUGUCAAAAAAUUCUGAUGCAAAAUGGUAUGUUUUAGCUAAAUCAUCUAUUGAAUCAUUUGCAAUAUCUAUCCGACAAGUUCUUGGUAUGGAUGAUUCUGUAAUGGACAGCGAGACAGGAUUUAGCAUUGUCUGUGAGAUUUCAUAUGUACUAGGCACAUCUGGAAAUGAAGUUUCUAUAUUUAAUAGAUUAACACCUAUUUAUAAAUAUACAUCUUUAGAUAAUUCUUGCGGUCGAUUUGAAAUUAAAGUUUCUAACUCACGAAAUAAUAAAAUAGACAAUUUUACAUUUCUUCUUUCCAAGAGAUGGAAAUUUUCAAAAAACCAGCUAACAAAUUAUCACUCAAUGUUUCAUACUUGCUUAAAAUCAAAUAACGCUACCUUGUACAAAAACAUCCAAGAAAAUAUUAUUUUAAAUCCAAUAAUAACUACAUAUGAAUCAGUAUCUAAAAUAUUUACAAAUAAAAUUCCUCUUGAAAAUCAUAUACAGGGUCUAGAAUGCUGUACAGAGAAUGAAAUGUUUCCAAUUAGCAAAACUAUUCAACCGAAUACAUCAACAAAUUAUGUUUCCGUUGAAACACAAUUUAAAAGAAACUACAAUGAAAGAUAUUCAAAUUUCAGUAAUGAUGAUGCCUCUAAAAGUUUUGAUCUUUUACCGGAAGAUUUAAACCUUCAAGGAUUUGUCCAUCAGCAGAUGAUAGCCUUACCGGAUCAAAAAAAAAAGAUGUUAAUUUCUCAAGAUUUUAAAUCAAUAACUAUUAACAAAACAAGCAAAAAUAAUGUAAUUAAAAAUAUAACGUUUAGUUUAUCAGAAUUAAAACAAAAUAAUUCUGUUUAUACUAACUCACAAGGUAGUUCAUGGUCAUCUAGAAGACUUUCAUUAUUGAAUUGGUUAUCUUCCUAUACUUCAAAACAAAAUAAUCAAGCAUUUAGUUUGAUUGGUAGUACAGAAAACUUAUUUUUAUCGUGGUGGAAGUCAUCUGACAAUGACAUUGAUAAUAACCCUGUCUCUUUUAUUAAUAAAUUAAAGGAUAAAAAUAUUUCUUUAAAAUUAUUACAUAAAAAACUAAUAUCUUUAAGAAUGAUAUUAUCAACAUCAAAAAUAACGUGGACUAAUGAUUUUAUUGACAAAAAUGGACUAGUUUAUAUAGGAGAUAUCAUAAAAAGAUAUGUUGAUGAAAAAAAUAAAGAAAUCGAUUUAUUUGAUGCAAUUCAAGUAGAAUGUAUUAAAUGUUUAAAAAUAAUUCUAAAUACAAAGAAUGGUUUUGAUAAUAUUAUUAAGCAUGACAAAAAUAUUAUAAUCUCUAUUUCAAACUGUUUGAUUCGGAAAAAUUAUUUAAUUAAAAUUCAUGCUUGCGAAAUUCUUACUGUUUUUUGUGUAUUGUUUCUUCCUACUGGAUAUUUAUUAGUAUUAGAUGCUUUGAAUACAACUGCCUUAGUAAAAAAAGGUUUAGAAAAUUCUCAAAAACAUAUUUAUCAUACUCUUUUUUUGGAAUGGAUGAUUGAAUCAUUUGGGAUAUCCGAUUUAUCGUUUUCUUCUAUAGAUAUAAAUGCAUUUUCAAACUAUCAGUGGGAAUAUAUCCAGGCAGGAUUAACUUUAAUUAAUACUUUAAUCAAUUCUUUUAAAAACUUAGAUGAAAGAAUUUAUUUUAGAAAUAAUUUGAUAAAUAAAGGGUUAAAAAAUAUUUUACAGUAUUUAAAAAAAAAUUGCUUAUUAGAUAAAAUUCAUACUCAAAUUAAAACAUUUGAGAAAGGAGAAUUGAAAGAUGCGAAUAAAUUACGGCAAAUUAUAAUUACUACUAGAUUUAAAGAAGAUAUAUGCAUUACUGAUUUCUUGAAGAUAUUUUGUUCAACAAAAGGGAAAGUUGUUUUGAAUGAUAUAUCAAAUAUUUUAAGAAAUGUUGUAGAUAAUUUGAUAUCUAAUGAUGAUUAUCAACAAGAAAAAAAAAUAGAUAUUAUGAAAAUAUUUAUAGAGUCUUUGAAAUUAUUGGAUAAAGUUAAUGAAGAUUAUUGGCCUCAUUUUAUGUUAUCUUAUUUUAAAAAAAUUGAGCAUUUAGUUGGGAAAUAUUUAUUAAUAAAAAGUGUUAAUGUAUCAGAUUUUGUAUUUAUUCCAGAAAGUUUUACUACCGAAUUGGAGUUAUUACAUGAAAGAGUUCAAAAUUUUUCAAUAGAAAAAGAUAUUUUAGAAAAAGAGCUUUUAAAAAAAAAAGCGGAAAUCAAUACCCUUCGUUCUAUAUCGUUUGAUAUGUCUCUCCCAAAAACAGAAGUAUCUAGUUGUGAAUAUUUUUCAGGUGUGAUACAACGCUUGGUUCAAAAAGAAAAAGAGGUUAUGGAAUUGCAAAAUAAAAUUGAACAAUUUUCAAAGAAAACUUCAGAUAGAAAUAUUUUAGAUGAGAAAGAAAGACAUUGUUAUGUUGAAAGAAAUAAAAAAAUGGUUAUUUUAAUGGAGAAAAUAACAAAAUAUAAAUCAAAAAUUGAAAAAAUGAAAAGUACUUUAGAUUUUAAAGAAAAAGAAAUUUUAUAUUUAAAAAGAACUUUAGAAUCAAUUUAUACAAGAUAUAAGCAAGCACAGGUUUCUUUUGAAAAUAAUGAUUUAAUAAUUACAGAUAAGUUUGUUGAGAAUUCUAUCUUAAAUAGCACUUCAAAGAUUUUUAAUGAGAAAGAUCAUGAAAUUGCAAAAUUAAAGUCUAUUCUUGAGGGUUCAAAACAAAAAAUUGGAAUUAAAACUUUCAAAGGAAUAUCUUUGUUUUCAAAAUAUAAUAAAGUGGAAGUCACCAAAAUCCUUGAAACGAAAUUCGAAGAUAAUAAUUACAAUAAAAUUUUUAAUGUUGAUAUUUUUGAUAGUCAUAAUUCCAUUUCCAAAAAUUGUUCUAACGAAUUAAACAAAGAUCAAUAUAAUAAUAACAAAUUAGAAUCUAAUAAAUCUACAUUGCAUGUUUCUGAUUCAAUUGAACCUAAAAAUACAGAAAUAACUAUUCAACCAUUAAUAUGCAAUAUUAAUAAUGAUUUUGAGAAUAAAACUAGACUUGAUUUAUUUUCAGAAACAAGAACUUAUCAGGCUUCUCUAUCUUCCAUUUCUGAUGAUGUAUCAGAUAUAGAACAUAAUGAAAUUUCAUCUAAAUUAAAUAAUGUUUCAAUUAUAGAUUCAGUAUCUCUUUCUUUAGCGCCACCAAUACCUCCACCACCACCACUUCCAUCCUUAUUAUCUUCAUUAUCAUCAAUAUCUCCAUCUCCACCAACACCUCCACUUCCUCCAAUAUCUUUUCCAAUACUAUCAUCGCCAUUAUCAUCGCCAUUAUCAUCACCAUUAUCAUCUCCGUCAUUAUCACCAUUAUCAUCACCACCUACAUCGUCUUCUUUUACACCGCUUUUGUCACCGACUUCAAAUUCAUUAUAUUCUGUUUUACUUAAUGAUGAAUCAUUAGCAAAUGAUAAAUUUCUUAAUAAUUCUGUAAAUACAUGUACUCUAUUGAAUUUUAAAACUUUGUGCUCAGAAUUUAAUUUGGAUGUAUUACAAAAACAGCCUAAAAAGCCAUUAAAGCCUUUAUUUUGGUGUAAACUAUCUCCCCAAAAAAUAACUCAAACAGUAUGGGAAAAUGAUAUUUUGCUACCUUCUAUAAACUACUCUUUAAUAGCAAAUGAUCUUGAAAAAUAUUUUUAUAAAGAUAUACUUCAAUUAAAGUCAAAUUCUUGUAAUAUUAGUAAUAAUAAGAAAAUAGCGGCCAUUAGUUUAAUUGAAUUAAACCGUGCAAAUAAUACUGCAAUUAUGCUUUCUAGGAUUAAAUUAAAUUAUAAUGAAAUUAGAGAUGCAUUGUUGGAGUUGAAUGAUUCUAAGCUUAACAUAGAUAAUCUUAAAGCUAUUAAACAAAAUUUACCAACAACUGAAGAAAUUAGAAUAAUAAAAGAAUAUUCAGGGGAUGAAUCAACAUUAGGGAAUGCAGAAAGAUAUUUUAAAAAGAUUAUGGUAAUCCCACGGCUUAGUGAGCGUCUUGACUGUAUGAUAUAUCGACAACGUUUUGAACUUGAGAUUAAUGAAAUACAACCAGAUUUAGAAGUUUUAUAUAAUACUUGUUUUGAAUUAAAAAAAUCUUUAAAGUUUCAAAGUUUGCUUGGAUUUAUUCUUGUUAUCGGUAAUUAUCUUAACUUUUCGACAUUCAGAGGGAAUGCUAGUGGAUUUCAAAUUAAUGCAUUGUUAAAGCUAGUAGAUGUAAAAACUUCAGGGCUUUUUUUUAAAAAAAUCCCAAAUUUAUUACAUUAUAUAGUUAAUGUAUUUACAACUUAUUCGAAAGAAACGUUAUUUUUUUCAGAUGAAAUAACUCAUCUUUCAACUGCAUCUAAAAUAUCUUCUCAGACUCUGUUUAACACAAUUAAAUCUCUUUAUAAUGGACUUGAAAAUAUUCAUCAAGAAAUAUCUAUAUUAAAGAAUGAAGCAAUAUCAAAUACAGAUCGGUUUGUGGAUGUAAUGGGCGAUUUUUAUACUCAUGCUAUACCUAUUGUUAAUGAAAUUAAUUGUAUUUCGAAAAAAACAGAAACAUUUGUACGCGAAACUCUUUUAUAUUUUGGAGAAGACCCAAAUCAAACACUUAUUGAAGAUUUUUUUGGAAUAAUAAUGACAUUUAAUGACCUAAUAAAGAAAGCAAUAUCAUCUAAUGAAAAUGCUCAAACAAAACCUUAUAAUCAAAAAAAUCUACUCUUUAAAACACCAAGAUUAGUCCCUUCAAAAGAAUGCCUUAAUAAUACUAUUUAUGAGUUAACAGAAAGUAUUCGACAAAAAAGAAAUGGAACGACACAAUCAAAUAAUGCAUGA
Pneumocystis jirovecii RU7 is the source of this 5208-nucleotide messenger RNA. RefSeq lists its product as uncharacterized. Gene Ontology annotation, molecular function: small GTPase binding; actin binding. Bases 1 to 5208 code for a protein of 1735 amino acids. NCBI's taxonomy places the organism in Eukaryota, Fungi, Ascomycota, Pneumocystomycetes, Pneumocystales, Pneumocystaceae. The transcript has 21 exons. Gene Ontology annotation, biological process: actin cytoskeleton organization. The record is from RefSeq and is a predicted model, not a curated record.